UCGGCCUCUGUCCCCCCCACCCCCCCUUUCCCCGGUCUGGCUCUCUCCUUCGGAAAGAUGUCGGACACGGCAGUAGCUGACACUCGGCGCCUUAACUCGAAGCCGCAGGACCUCACCGACGCUUACGGGCCUCCGAGUAACUUCCUGGAGAUCGACAUCUUUAAUCCACAGACGGUGGGCGUGGGCCGCGCGCGCUUCACCACCUAUGAGGUUCGCAUGCGGACAAACCUACCUAUCUUCAAGCUGAAGGAGUCCUGUGUACGACGGCGCUACAGUGACUUUGAAUGGCUAAAAAAUGAGCUGGAGCGAGAUAGUAAGAUUGUAGUACCACCACUCCCUGGGAAAGCCUUGAAGCGGCAGCUCCCUUUCCGAGGAGACGAAGGGAUCUUUGAGGAGUCCUUUAUUGAAGAAAGGAGGCAGGGCCUGGAACAGUUUAUUAACAAAAUUGCUGGGCACCCACUGGCUCAGAACGAACGCUGCCUACACAUGUUCCUGCAGGAGGAGGCAAUUGACAGGAACUACGUCCCUGGGAAGGUGUGCUUGCUAGGCAAUAUAGCCAUCACAGGAGGAUACUGGUAAGGAAAAACAAAGCAGGAGAGAACUAUCAGAUAUACAGACAGGCUUGUUCCACAUCAUUCAUGGACAUUUGGGUUGUUUCCAUAUCUUGACUAUUGUAAAUAAUGCUCCACUGAAUAUGGGGGUGCAUAUACCUUUUUGAGUUAGUGUUUUCAUUAUCUUCAGAUAAAUACAAAAAGUGGAAUUGCUGGAUCAUAUGGUAGUUCUGUUUUUAAUUUUUUGAGGAAUCUCCGAACUAUUUUCCCUACUGGCUGCACCGAUUUACAUUCCCAUCAGUGAUGCACCCAAGGUUUCCCUGUUCUCCACAUCCUUACCAACAUUUGUUAUUUCUUGUCUUUUUGAAAUUAGCCAUUAUAACAGGGGGCUUCCCAGGUAGUGCUAGUGCCAAGGAACCUGCCUGCCAAUGCAGGAGCCAUAAGACACCUGGCUCCAUCCCUGAGUUGGGAAGAUCCCCUGGAGGAGGAAAUGGUAACCCACUCUAGUAUUCUCACCCUGGAGAAUUCCAUGGACAGAGGAACCUGGUGGGCUAUAGUCCAUGGGGUUGCAAAGAUUCGGAUAUGAUUGAAGUGACUUAGCAUGCAUUCUAACAGGUGUGUGGUGAUAUUGUGUGGUUUUGAUUUGCAUUUCCCUGAUGAUUAUUGAUAUUUCAUUUUUCAUGUACCUGUUGGCCAUUUGAAUGUCUUCUUUGGAAAAAUGUCUAUUUAGAUCUUCUGCUCAUUUUUAAAUCAGAUUUUUGUUUGUUUGUUACUAUUGAGUGUGGGCUUCCCAGGUGGCACUGUUGGUAAAGAAUCUGCCUGCCAAUGCAGGAGAUGCAAUAGAUGCAGGUUCGAUCCCUGGGUCGGGAAGAUCCCCUGGAGAAAGAAAUGGCAACCCACUCCAGCAUUCUUACCUGGGAAAUCUCAUGGACAGAGGAGCCUGGCGGUCUACAGUUCAUGGGGUUGCAAAAAGCUGGACAUGACUGAGUGCACACACUAUUGAGUGUACCUAUUGAGUGUAUGAAUUCUUUAUAUAUUUUGAAUAUUAACCUCUUAGCAGAUAUAUGAGUUUCACAUAUGUUCUAUUCAUUAGGUUGUCUUAAUUUUAUUGAUGGUUUCCUUUGCUGUGCAGAAGCUUUUUAGUUUGAUGUAGUCCCACAUGUUUAUUUUUGCUUUUGUUGCCUUUGGUUUUGAUGUGAAUCCAAAAAACCAUCACCAAGACUCAUGUGAAGGAACUUAGUUUUCCUCUAGGAGUUUUUAUAGUAUCCAAUCUUAAAUUUAGGGCUUUAAUCCAUUUUGAGUUUAUUUUUGUAUAUGGUGUUGGAGGAUGUUCCUUUUUUUUUUUUUUUUUUGCUUGCACUGAGUCUUCGUUGCCACACAUGGGCUUUCUCUAGUUGUGGUGAGUGGGCCUACUCUUCAUUGCAGUGUGCAGGCUUCUUAUUGAAGUGGCUUCUCUGUUGCACAGCACAGGCUCCAGGCACAUGGGCUUCAGUAGUUGCAGCAGAUAGGCUUAGUAGUUGCAGCUUGCAGGCCCUAGACCAUGCAGGCUUCAGUAGUUAUGGCCCACAGUAGCUUAGUUGCUCUGUGGCAUGUGGAAUCUUCCCAGACCAGGGAUCAAACCCAUUUUCCCUGCAUUGGCAGGUGGAUUCCUAUCCACUGUACCACCAGGGAAGUCCCAGAGUGUUCUAAUUUUAUUCUUUUACAUGUAGCUGUCCAGCUUCCCCAGCACUAUUUAUAGAAGAGAGUGCCCUUUCUCCAUUGUGUAUUCUUGUCUCUUUUGUGAUUGGUCAUAUGGUCAAUUGACCGUAAGAGCAUGGGUUUAUUUUGGACCUCUGCACUCUGUUCCAUUGAUCUAUAUAUGUGUUUUUAUGCCAGUAACACUGUUUUGAUGACUGUAGCUUUGCAGUAUAGUUUGUAAUUGGGGAGUGUGAUACUGUGUUCUUCUUUCUGAAGAUUAUUUUGCCUAUUUGGAGUCUUAGCUCAUUCAUUUAAAAUAUUAUUUAUUUAUUUAGAUGAAUAAGAAUUAUAUAUAUGUAUAUAUAUUUAAAGAUUGUAUAUAUUUAAGGUGUAAAAUGUUAUGCUUUGAUAUAUGUACACAUUGUGAUAUGAUUCCACAACCAAACUAAUUAACAUAACUCCCGUAGUUACCACUUUUUGCUGUGUGUAGUGAGAACACUAGAGAUCUACUUUUUUAACUAUAUAAUACAUUGUUAUUAACUAUAGUCACCAUGCAUAUAUUAGGUUUCCAGAACUUAUUUAUCUUAUAACUGAAAGUUUGUACCCUUUGAUACAAAAAAAUUAUUUUUUCUUUUCCCUCCACCCCCAGCCUGUGGUAACCACCAUUAUACUUUCUAACUCAAUGCCAACUAAUUAAUUUUAAUAGCUGUAUAGUGUCCCAUUGUAUAUAUGAACUAUUAUUUUAUUUAGCCAAAUCCACUGAUAGACAUUUGGGUUGUUAUAAUGUUUGACUAUUACAUUCUUUGUACAUGUAUCUAUGUGCCUAUGUGAGUAUAUAGGAUGAAGUUUUAGAAAUGUAUUGCUAUGUGAAAUGGUAUGCACACUUAGAAUUUCAAUUACAGUCAUAGACUCUACCAUUUUAUACCCUUUACCGAGAGAAUAUGAAGGUAUGUUUUUCCCACAUACUUGUCAAUAUUGGGUAUUAUCAAUCAUUUUAUAUUCUUUCCAAGGAGAGUUGUUUGUAAUCCAUUUUGUUUUCACUCAGUAGCAUGUUCUGAACUUUUUUCUGUGUCAAUGAAUAUGCAUUGUACCAUAAUUUUAAAUGGCUGUGUAGUAUUCUAAUUUGUGGAUGUAAUAUAAUUUAAUUUUCUCUUAAUGGACAUUUAGGUUGUUUUCAGGUUUUCUUGCUAUUAUAAGUACCUGUGAUGAACAUUCUUACCCAUGAAUCUUUGUGUAAUUGUCUGGUUCUCUCCUUAGUAAAAUGUAUUACUUGUUAAUGCAUUUAUUAACCAACAUUUGCUUCAAAAUCUAUAGCUUGUAAGGAACAGUUUAUAUGUAAUGCUUCUUUUGUUUAGCAUAAUGUUUUUGAGAUUUUCCCAUGUUAAUUGUGCAUAUCAAGUUUUCUCCUUUUUGUUAUUGAGUGAUAUCCCAUUGUGUGAAUAUGCCAGUCUGUCCUUUCUAUUAUUGAUGAACAUUUGGAUUGUUUAUGUUUUUUUAUCUAUUAUGACUAAAGUCUUUUCAUAAACAUAUACUUUUGUUGCUU
This is a messenger RNA of Dama dama (fallow deer), 3771 nucleotides long. RefSeq names its product sorting nexin 12 (gene SNX12). Gene Ontology annotation, cellular component: retromer complex; early endosome membrane. Gene Ontology annotation, molecular function: phosphatidylinositol-3-phosphate binding. Bases 58 to 579 code for a protein of 173 amino acids. NCBI's taxonomy places the organism in Eukaryota, Metazoa, Chordata, Mammalia, Artiodactyla, Cervidae. The transcript has 5 exons. The record is from RefSeq and is a predicted model, not a curated record. Gene Ontology annotation, biological process: late endosome to Golgi transport; endocytic recycling.